Aspergillus homomorphus CBS 101889 is the source of this 2649-nucleotide messenger RNA. RefSeq lists its product as uncharacterized. The coding region runs from base 210 to 2378 and encodes 722 amino acids. The transcript has a single exon. NCBI's taxonomy places the organism in Eukaryota, Fungi, Ascomycota, Eurotiomycetes, Eurotiales, Aspergillaceae. The record is from RefSeq and is a predicted model, not a curated record.
ACUUGAUCUAUGGCGGAUUGUGUUGCCUCGCCUUCCCGUGCAUUCGGCCGCUGACCUGCAGCACCCACGCUGCCAUCCGCCUCUUUCCCGGGUAUUCGAGCAGUUCGCCCUCUUAAGUUACCAUCCACUGUUCACAUAUCCGACGUCCCUCGUCCGUGUAAACGUCUAUUGUCUCUCUUUAGCCUCAUUGCUCCGCCGACAGCCUCCUCAUGUCCGCCCUGGAGGUCCCCGAGACCGGGUUGUCUCUCUGCAGAGACAACCACAGCAAUGAUGCCACAGCCAAACCCCCUCAAAUCAUGCGAUUGAACCUCGCGCAGAGCACUCUCGACGAACUCAUCCAAAGCCUUCGGAACGAGCAGACAGCUCGGCUUCGCCUCGGAAAACACCCGUCCCUCCACUACGGCACAAAAUCCCAUUCGUUCCACUCCCGUCCCGAAACGCAUCGCUCCGAGCUCUACACUGGCAGUGCCGCUGAUAAAGAGAACCUAUACUUUUCGGGAGUUUUGAGUCAUAGCUUGGAGGUUCAGAAGGCUAAGGAAGCUACCGCUGCCACGGAUGAGGCAUUGGCCACCCUCGAGCAGAGCUUAAACGCUUUCGAAAGGGGAAAGGGCAAAACACACUUCCUCAAUGCGAGUGACGAUGUGCGAGCUCUCCGGGCGGGUGACAACCGGUCCAGCACCGGCAUACAGGCAGCUCGUCUGGCUCGUGUGCCGGCGAGCAAAGUGGAGCUGGAGAAGGAUCGGCUGCUCACUGCUGCCAAUCGGUCCGUAUCGUCAAGCCCAGCUCUGGGAGUGGCUCGAUCUCCGGGGGGUCCUCUCACCCCCCUCACGCCCACCUCCGCUCCCCUUUCCCAGAACAAAGAUCGGAUCCGCCUCGAGGCCCUCAAGGUCCCCUUCAUUCACCUCCUCGCUAUUCGCGCCGUCUCCGCCCAAUUCCUCGCGCGACAGACCCGUGCCUCCCUUGAAGACUGUGAGACCCUGGCUCGAAAAUACGGGGUGGAGAAUCGAAUCAAUCCGGAGAAGUACGACCUGAGAGACAAAACAUACAAGGAUCUCGAUGUUUGGAAAUUCCCCUACCCGUCUCAGGAAGACCGGCAGGAAGCCAUUGACAAUGCUAUCUCUGCAUUUGAUCGCAUGCGAAUCUCUCGCUCCGACAAGCUCUGGCAAAUGCUGCUGCCAAAGGAGGAACGGGGCAAGGGCAAGUGCCUGUCGCGGCUGGACUUGCGAACAGGCCCCAUCAAGAAGGCCCUGACCCCUCGGAUACAAGUGCAACCAUCCGAUGACAAUGGCAAAGAUGGUUACACCACCGGCCAAGAUACCGACAAAGGCAGUGCAUCGGGCUUCACCCCCAAAGCUGGAGAGCCUACCUCGGUACCCCGGUCGGUGCCUCCCGUGGCUAAGAAGCGGGCUGGUGACAAGGAUACCCCGUUGAAGCGCUCCACGACCAAAGCCAAGACUGCAGCAAAUAGUACAUUGACCGGUCGCGUUACAAAGAAGGCUGAGCGGAAGCCGACGGGCAAACCGGAGACCAAAUUCAAGUCAGCGGAAUUUGUACACGAUUCCGACGAGGACGACACGGAUCUGCAAAAUGUCUCAUCUUCGGAAAAGCCUUCCGCUGAGCCGAACAAGUUGCGACCGCAAACAAAGCCUGCCAGCAAAACAGUCGAUACAACCUCCAACAGGGAACCUUCCCAUGUUCCGACACCCAAGGUGGAGCAGUCGGAUCCUGUAUCUAAAGCUGAACCAUCUCCGCAAGUUGCCAGCAAGCCGCCUGCUGCGAAAAGACCCCCUUCCACGCGGCCGCCCGCCCAGAAAUCUCCUGCGAAGCCGUCGCCGCUCGGAUCCUCGCCACCAACAAACGCUUCCGAUGUUCAAAGUCGCAGCCGUUCUUCCAGCCAGAACAAUUCCUCCAGUUCAUCCUCAUCUCCGCUUAUCACUCAAAUUUCUAAGCCCACCCGACCUCUUCCCGCCGCCCCGACUAUUCGGAAAGUGGCCAAGUCGAAUGGCGUGACCAAGCCGACCGACCCGUCGAAUCCAUUGAAGCGAAAGGCAGAGUUGGAUCGAUUUUCAUCCCAGGCUCCUGGCCAGGGUCGAACUACUGGAGACUUGGAGCAUAAACGGCGACGGGCGGUAAGCAUCUCCAGUGGCAGUACUGGCAGUGCUUCGCCGCCUCUAAGUCGAGAACUCCUCAUCCAGCAGCUGCACGAGAAGUCGCGGAAAUUCAAACAAUUCUACGACAAAUACCGCACGCUUCAUGAAGCAUUGGCGUCGCAAGCGAAACCGUCCCAGGCGGACAUCGACCGUCUGCAGAAACAACAUGUUAAGCUGCAACGAAUGAAGAAGGAAAUCUGGGACGAAGACCGACGGUUGAGGAAUUGACUCUUGACAACCGAACCUGGGGUACCGCAGUGGACUUGAUGUUUUACUUUCUGUCUUGGAUACAAGGUCCGGAAUAUAUACAGCACGGGCCCUCUGUGGCCGUUUAUCGCAUCUGCUGAUUUUGGCACUGUAUGUUGAUUGCAUGACGAAGCAGACUACUACAUUGCUUCGAGGGCGUUUGCGAUGCUUAAUGUUUUCCCUUGCAUGGUUUUGAUGUUUUCCUUAUAUCUUUUUUUUUUCUUUUUUCUUUUUCCUUUGUUUCCUUUGUCUU